Glycine soja is the source of this 1696-nucleotide messenger RNA. RefSeq lists its product as uncharacterized. Lineage: Eukaryota; Viridiplantae; Streptophyta; Magnoliopsida; Fabales; Fabaceae. The record is from RefSeq and is a predicted model, not a curated record. Bases 398 to 1378 code for a protein of 326 amino acids. The transcript has 2 exons.
ACUUCAAAGGAAACGCUUCGAAGGCGUGUGACAAGAAACCUCAGAGAGCGUUUCCUCUGUCUGGGGUCCAUUCACAAUUUCACAUUUCAUUCAUAUUCAUUACUUCAUGGUCCUUCAACAAGCUCCUUAAUUUCAUUCUCUCCUUCCACCUUUUCCUCACGCAUCACCGUUUCUUUUGUUUCUGUCUUAGUGUGCCGUGUCCCAAUACAUACAUAAUAGAACAACAAACACACACACAUAACUCUCUCUCUCUGCUGAGGUAAUUACUGAAAUCCGUGCCUGCUUCCACCCUUUUGCCGAAGUUUGCAAAUUUUUCUCUUAUAUUGUGUCUCUGCUCUGCUUGCAACCAAAGCUUUCCAAUUUCCUCUACUGGGUCUUUCUCUUUUGCCUCUGGGAAAUGGCUAAUUGGAGAAAACAACAAGGUGAGAGUCAUCAUCAAGUGGGUCAGUGGCGAUCCUCCUACAACAGAAAGCCACCGUUGGGAGAUAAGUGGCAUUCAACAGUGCCUGCCUGGGAAAGGAAAUUCUGCACUUCAAUUGGCUCAGUUCCAUGGCGAAAGCUAGUAGAAAGCAAGAAGUACAUGCACCUGUUUGAACAUGUGGUAAAUUGGGAUGACUCUGCCGGCAAAGAGGCAUUUGACAAUGCAAAAAUGAGGUAUUGGGCUGAGAUCAACGGUGUUCCCUGCAACAUAUCAUUGCCUGAUCCCAACAUUUACACCGAUGAAGUAGAUUGGAAUGCAAUUGUUGACCCUCAACUUAUUCUGGAUAUGGAAAUGGAAUUAGCAAAGGUCCCCAAUGAGGAACUAAGGAAUGAUCACGAGAUUGUGAUGAUUGGUGGCGCUCUCUUCCUGAACGAGCAACAGCUUCCGUGUACCGGAUGGGACGACGAUUAUGCUGCCGAAGCACCAAAUCCAAAUUCUGCUGUCCAAGGCUGGGCAGCAAAUCUGCAAGCAAAUAAUGGAGUAGAAUCUGGGCAACGGAAUCAUGCUCCUGCCGAACAUGUAGAAGAACAUUUUGCUCCUGCCAAACCUGCAAAAGAAGAUUUUGCUCCUGCUGAACAUGCUAAAGGAUAUGAAUGGCAAGAUUGGAGGAAUGAUUCUUGGGGUUGGAAUCAAAGGGAGAACAAUGGUGGUGGUGGUGACUUGCACAAAAUGGGAAGAGGGAGAAAUGGUCGAGGGUAUGGUAAUUGGGGAACAUGGGAUGGCUAUAACAGAAGGAGGGAAAACAUGUCAUGGUCUAAGACCCCUACUAAUGGUAAUAAUGAGUAUCAUGUGAAUAAUAGGGGAAGAAGAAACUAUAGAGAAGGAGGAGGAAGAAGGGGCAAUUUUGUUUAUGUGCCUAAGGAGGUGCCUCCUACUCCUACUCCUGCUGGAUGGUAAGUGAGUGCAAAGGCGAAGUGUCAAAGACCUUAGGCUGAGACUGCAACAAGGGGACCCCAAUGAAACUGCUGAGGUGGCUGAAGAUAUAUAAAUUUUGGUAUCUUGGUAAAACAUGUAAGAUAUGGUAGUAUAUAAGAAGACAAAGACAGCAUCCUAUAUUCUAAUACAUUUCUAUGAAAGGUUUAUGGUAUAUUUUGGAGUUUAUAGUUUAAGAAUAGUAGUACCUGCCGUGUUGAUAGGUUUAUGUAUAUGCAGAGAAAAUAUGCAUAGACAAUUUUAAAUGAAGCUAAAUAGUGCAUUCUUGUCUCCUUGAUGAUC